AUGUCAGACACUCCCAGGCCUGACUCCUCCUCGGCGGCUCCGGCCAUGGCCCCUUCGUCGAGUUAUUCGCCAGUGUCGUCGUUUGCCACGCCGGGCUCUUCUUCGUCCAAGAGGAAACGUGUCACCAGAGCGUGUGACUGUUGCCGCCAUAAAAAGGUCAAGUGUGACGGGAAACAGCCGUGUAUCCACUGUACGGUGUAUUCGUACAAUUGUACGUAUGACCAGCCGAAUGUCAGGAAUAAGAAGGCUCCGCCUCCAAUGCCGCUGGAUCCACAGCUGAACCCGCUUCUCAAGCUGCUUCUGAUGAAUAGGGCUGCUUCAUCUACGCUGAACUCGGUUCCGAACCUCCACCUUUGCCAGGGCUUGGUGCAGCUUUUAUUUCCUAAAUUGAAUAUCAACUUGAUGGAUGACCUGCGGCUGCCGUUCGAUUUACCUAAACUACAACGUAUCGUGGGGUACCUCCAGCAGAAGAAUCCGUCUAGUAUCAAUGUGAGGGAGAUUUCUGAUCUUUACUUGGAGGCUGGCACGCCGAACGCUUCGCCAAUUAACCAGCUAGAUCCGUACGUCAGCACGACGGCGCUGAAUGAAGAUUCCCUCGGCGCAGAGAUCAAAAUCAUCUUGCCUCCGAAAGAAGUGGCUCUUCAGCUUAUCUUCACUACAUGGUCAAAAGCUUGUGUUUUGUUCAGAUUCUACCACAGACCAUCUUUGCUUGAAGAGGUGGACUUGCUUUAUAGCAUGGAUCCGCUUUACUAUACCAACAGACAGCAGAAGUUCUUGCCGUUCAUGUACUCCAUCUUGGCCUGUGGGUCAUUGUUUUCCAGACUGCUGUAUACGAACUCGCUGUCUGACCAUUCGCUUGAAGAUGACGGGUUCCAGUAUUUCCUCGAGGCUCGGAAACUUAUCGAUAUUACCAACGUUGGAGACAUCCCUUCCAUUCAGACCAUUGUCAUGAUGAUCAUAUAUUUGCAGUGCUCCGCUCGUCUUUCUACAUGCUACUCAUACAUUGGUAUUGCCUUGAGAAGUGCAUUGAAGGAAGGUCUCCACAGGAACUUGUCCAUUUUCCAGUCCUCCAAGCGUAAGCUAGAUCCGAUCGAGGUUGAUACGAGGAAACGUUUAUUCUACACGAUCUACAAGAUGGAUAUCUAUAUCAAUUCCCUUCUAGGGCUUUCGCAAUCUAUUAGUGAAGAUGAAUACGACCAGAACUUCCCUGUUGAACUCGACGACGAGUUCAUUACUCGUGACAGCUACUUAUUCGACAAACAACAAGGAAGGCUCUCUUCGUCUGGCUGUGCCAACCAUCACACUAAGCUCACCAUUAUCCUUUCGCAUAUUGUGAAGGAACUAUAUCCAAUCAAAAUCAAGUCUAAGCUGCCAGAGAGGGUGGUUUCAGACAAAAUGCAUGAUAAGGUUACUGAACUCGAGUUUGAAUUGAAACAAUGGCUAGAUAACCUUCCUCCAGAACUUAAGCCAACCGAUCCUAAUGACCCAGAAAGCAGCAAGAAGAUUCCAGACCGUUUCUUGCUUGCCAAUUACUACCUCCAUUUAUCCUUCUUGAACUGUCAGAACAACUUGUACAGACCAUUUAUCCAUUAUAUCAGCAAUGGAUACCAGGCAACGAAUUCCGACCCAAGAUCGCUUAUCAGAGGCCGUAACUGUAUCAAGGUUGCCCGUAUGGUUGUCAAGCUUGCAAAUAAGAUGAUCAACCAGAAUCUUUUGGUUGGUACUUACUGGUUCUCCAUGUACACUAUCUUCUUUUCCAUCGCGUGCUUGAUUUAUUACUUCCAUUUUGCCAACUACAACAACCAGCACAAGAAUAACCGUGGUAUGAAUUAUGCUGGUGUUUUGUUUGAUGAUGAUUUGAACAUCGAGAUGAUCAAGGAGGACAUUGAAAUUGGUAGAAAGGUGUUGGAUACUUUAAAGAACAUGUCCAAUGCGUCGCUCAGAAUCUACAACAUCUUGAAUAACUUGUUUGAGCAGUUGAACAGAAGAACCGCGGACACUUCAAUGAAGACAAACUUCAGAAACAGCGCAUCUAUCGAGGCUAAUGAUGAUACUGUCCAGCUCACGCUUCGUAAUUUCGAUGACAUCAACGAUUUCCGUGAAGGUCGGACACUGGAAGCACCAGUGCUGGAGGAAUUUGGUCUCAUUGAUCUGACUAAAGAUACCAUGACCAACCAGUAUACUGAGCUCUUUGACAGAAGUGCACAAAUUGCGGCCGAACAAGAGAAAGCAGCAGCAGCUGAGCAGGACCAGUUGCAGAACACAAGCGUACCGCAGAAUUAUCAAAACCAAGCACCAAAGCAAGAGGAGGAUGACGGUAUUAAUCCUUACAACCAGGCCAGUCAAGCCAAUCAACCGAAUCAAACCACCCCAGGGAAGCCCGAGAAUUACGAGAACAACUAUGUUCCUGGUGUCAUGGACUCGUUGGAUACCCAGAUUUUUGGCAGAAUCCUCCCUCCAUACAUGCUUGAAGGAAACAAAAAGCAGGCUGCUGCUUCCCAGGGCAUGAACCAGAUGGAUAUGGAUUUCAAUGCCGAAGACAAGCCAGAAGAAAUGAUGAACAACUUGGGCUUGGACGAGCUUGAAAACAUGCCUUUUGCCAACACUUUCGACAACCUCGACCCAUACAACCUUAAUUACUAA
This is a messenger RNA of Candidozyma haemuli, 2643 nucleotides long. RefSeq names its product Asg1p (gene ASG1). Gene Ontology annotation, biological process: DNA-templated transcription; positive regulation of transcription by RNA polymerase II. NCBI's taxonomy places the organism in Eukaryota, Fungi, Ascomycota, Pichiomycetes, Serinales, Metschnikowiaceae. The record is from RefSeq and is a predicted model, not a curated record. The transcript has a single exon. Gene Ontology annotation, molecular function: zinc ion binding; DNA-binding transcription factor activity, RNA polymerase II-specific; sequence-specific DNA binding. Gene Ontology annotation, cellular component: nucleus. Bases 1 to 2643 code for a protein of 880 amino acids.